AUGGUCUAUGAGGGGAUGAUUGUCGGCUCGCACCGGCGUGAAGGGGACAUUGAAAUUAAUGUCUGCAAACAGAAGAAGCUGACCAAUGUUCGCUCAUCAACUGCUGAUAUUGCCAAGCGCCUCAACGCCACAAUGAGGAUGAGCCUUGAGGAGGCAUUGGCGUUUAUCUCGGACGACGAAUUGCUGGAAGUCACACCCCUGAAUUUUCGUCUACGCAAGACGGAACUUUCUGCCCACGAUCGCAAACGCCACCGCCGCGACGAGGCGCGCGUCCGGAGUUAA
Messenger RNA from Geodia barretti, 282 nucleotides. The record is from the annotation of a GenBank genome assembly. NCBI's taxonomy places the organism in Eukaryota, Metazoa, Porifera, Demospongiae, Tetractinellida, Geodiidae.